UCUCUUUCAGUUUCAUUUUAACGUUUUCCUUCUCCUCUCUCUCUCGCUCGCACAGUGAAGUAUAUGCGCAGCGGAAACGAAGUUCUUCUCUGCAACUCUUCUCCGGAACCCUAACCGCCGAUACCUCAACGGGGAUCCCUCUCACGUCCGGCGGGGUAUCUCUGAGCUACAAGAUGGACGUCGAUCAGUCUGAUUCACAGAAGGCUCAGACUCUGCAAUCCCUAACCAGUGGUUCUCUCGGUUCGUCUUUGUCGAAGCUCGCCGGCUCUUCCCAGGGUAUUCCGGCUGGCAAAGACUUUCACUUUUAUUACAACUUUGAUGAAUUCAAAAUCCCGAUACGGAGCAUCGACCGGCAAUCUCAGUCGAUGCUCGAGACCAUUGGCUCGUCCGCUGAAGUUUGGGGCAAGGAAAUGGCGUUCCCCGAGGAUAACGACGACGCGUAUGAUUGGUUGGUUAAUGUUAACGAUGAGAUUUUGGAGCGGUUCGAUGUGUCGCUGGACGAGUUUCAGAGGAUUCGAAAGGAGGAGGAGGAGGAGAGUGGGAGGGCAGUGGCUUUGACGGCGGACGCUGAUGAUGGGUUUCAGUUGGUGUGUGGGAAGAAGAAGAAGAGUCCGAGUCAUGGAGACGAGGUGCACGAUUCUUUUGAGUCUAGUGUGAAGGUUGCUACCAAAGACAGGAGAACUUUGGGGGUGAAGCCGAAAGUGCCAUUUCAUAUACCGACUAUCCGUAGACCGCAGGACGAGUUUAACAUUUUGGUUAAUAAUGCAAAUCAGCCAUUUGAGCAUGUCUGGUUGCAAAGGAGUGAAGAUGGCUCGCGGUUUGUACAUCCACUGGAGAAGCUAUCUGUAUUGGACUUUGUCGAUAAGAUUAAUGAAGAUUUUCAACCUGUUUAUCCACCAUCUUUGGAUUGCACCCCUUUCAAAUUCAUUGAGGAAGUUAAUGAUUUGAAAGAAUUGGCAGCUAAAUUGCGACGGGAGAACGAAUUUGCGGUUGAUUUGGAGCAUAAUCAGUAUCGAUCUUUUCAAGGACUUACCUGUCUGAUGCAAAUUUCUACAAGAACUGAGGAUUUUGUAGUUGAUACAUUGAAGCUUAGAAUUCAUGUGGGGCCCUAUUUGAGAGAGGUUUUCAAGGAUCCUUCAAAGAGAAAGGUGCUGCAUGGAGCAGACCGAGACGUUGUGUGGCUUCAACGGGAUUUUGGGAUUUAUAUUUGCAACUUAUUUGACACUGGGCAGGCUUCAAGAGUUUUGAAACUGGAAAGAAAUAGUCUGGAGUAUCUCCUUCAUCACUUUUGUGGUGUUGCAGCUAAUAAAGAGUACCAGAAUGCAGACUGGAGAUUAAGACCUCUUCCUGAGGAGAUGCUGAGAUAUGCAAGGGAAGAUACACAUUAUUUGCUAUAUAUUUAUGAUUUGAUGAGGAAGAAGCUGUCCUCAAUGCCCCGUGAAUCUGAAGAAUCUGAUCUUCCUUUGGUAGAGGUCUACAAGCGAAGUUAUGACGUAUGCCUGCAUCUUUACGAGAAGGAGCUUUUGACAGAAAGUUCAUAUUUUUACGUAUACGGAUUGCAGGGUUCUGGUUUCAAUGCUCAACAGCUUGCUGUUGCUGCUAGUCUCUUUGAGUGGCGAGAUAUUGUUGCUCGUGCAGAGGAUGAAAGUACUGGUUACAUACUGCCAAACAAAACGCUUCUGGAAAUCGCCAAGCAGAUGCCUGUCACCAUUAACAAAUUACGUAGAUUACUGAAAUCAAAGCAUUCAUUCAUUGAGCGCAAUCUUGCUUCAAUUGUUACCAUCAUUAGGCAUUCGAUGCUGAAUUCAAGUGCAUUUGAAGAGGCUGCUGAGCGUUUGAAGGAAGUCCGUACCGAGGCGGCAUCAGAAGAAAACACAUCAGCUAAUGAACAUCAAGAAACUAAUAUGCCCGAUACUUCGAAUUUGAGAUACGCAAUCCCAAUUGUGAAAGACAGUGCUGUUGAUAAUACUGCCAGUGAUCAGAUCUGUUCGUCCUCUUCUCAGUCUAAAGUUGCUCCCUUGGAACAUGGAUACCGGCCCUUUGUACCUGGAAAAUGUGUAAUGGUAGACCACUCAAUGCAUCCUGUUCUGAAUGGGAUGGGCCCAACGACAUCGGAGCUGGGCGAACAUUCCAAUGGCGAUAAAUACCCGGUAGCGCAGGUUACUGGAGUGAACAUUACGUUGCAAAAGAAAACUAACCGAGGCGGUCUUGGUUCGCUAUUGGGAAACUCGGCCCCAAAGAGAAAAUUAGAUACUGAUACAAAGGACAAGGAAGAGAACAAGUUGGAUAAAAUCCGAUCUUCUGUGACUCUACCCUUUCAUUCAUUCUUGGGAACGAGUGAACCAUUAAAGUCCGUUGUAGAACCAACCACCAUGACUGCAUUAAAAGCUCAAAAUUCCGAAGCACCUGCUGCCGAGUCGACAAAAAGCUCGAAUAUAGAGCUACCUGUAAUGCCAGUCUCAAAACCCUGCCCAACAGAUGAGAUUAUCAUGUUGGAAGAUGAUUCAGAUGACGAAGACGAAGAAUUGCAUCCUGUUGCAGAAGCAGCCACCGAUGAGCCAAAGUUGAAAGGUUUUAGUGCUAGUUCACCUCUUGAAAUAGACGACGACGACGACAACAACGACGACGAACCAAUGUCUCUGUCCGAAUUGUCUUCUAGCUUUCAAAAAUGUUUGAAUUCUAAUGAACAAGCUAUGAACCUUCAAGAAACUGACGAUUCAGGAAAACAAAGUGGUUUUUUGCAGAUCAAACCGUUCGACUACGAAGCAGCAAGGAAACAAAUAGAAUUUGGAGAAGAUUUGGAGGAAGACUCGAAACGUGAGGACGACAAAGAUCCGAAGGCAUCGAAGAACACUGGGGCAAAGUCAGAUUUAGAUCUGAAUCGAGUUCACAAGAACAGUGAAAGCGUGGAAUUACCGCAAGGCAAACGACGCCAUGCCUUCCCUGCUACCGGAAACCGAAGUGCAACUUUCCGCUAAAUCAAUGUAAGUGAUUUUUACUCUGUAAACUACAGACGGUAUUACAAGUCCAAAAGAUUUCAAAGUAUUAAAAUGGAAAGAGUAAAAAGUCUAUUAAAUAGCGUUGAAAGAGUGAUUUUGCUUGUUUUCAGUUUGCCAAGGGGUUCUAAUCUUAGAUUAUAAUGGUCAUUACGAUUAUCUC
This is a messenger RNA of Cucurbita moschata (crookneck pumpkin), 3159 nucleotides long. Its product is annotated as protein RRP6-like 2. Gene Ontology annotation, biological process: nuclear polyadenylation-dependent snoRNA catabolic process; nuclear polyadenylation-dependent CUT catabolic process; histone mRNA catabolic process. The record is from RefSeq and is a predicted model, not a curated record. Bases 174 to 2978 code for a protein of 934 amino acids. The transcript is spliced from 14 exons. Gene Ontology annotation, molecular function: 3'-5'-RNA exonuclease activity; nucleotide binding; nucleic acid binding. Lineage: Eukaryota; Viridiplantae; Streptophyta; Magnoliopsida; Cucurbitales; Cucurbitaceae. Gene Ontology annotation, cellular component: nucleolus; nuclear exosome (RNase complex).